Molecule: messenger RNA, 526 nt
Organism: Dinoponera quadriceps
Lineage: Eukaryota; Metazoa; Arthropoda; Insecta; Hymenoptera; Formicidae
Gene: RpL35
Product: 60S ribosomal protein L35
Exons: 3
Coding region: 16-480 (154 amino acids)
Biological process (GO): translation; maturation of LSU-rRNA from tricistronic rRNA transcript (SSU-rRNA, 5.8S rRNA, LSU-rRNA)
Cellular component (GO): cytosolic large ribosomal subunit; ribosome
Molecular function (GO): mRNA binding; structural constituent of ribosome
Source: RefSeq, a predicted model, not a curated record
UGUCCUUGUUGCUUCAUGUUGGUGAACCUGCUUCCUGUUAGUGUACGGUCCGCAGUUCCCUCUGUGUUUCUUUAUCGUUCUUCCUUGGUGAGAGAAACGCGAACAAAGAUGGCAAAGGUGAAGUGUUCUGAAUUAAGGACUAAGGAUAAGAAGGAGCUGCUCAAGCAGCUCGAGCAGUUAAAAACAGAAUUGACCACUUUGAGGGUGGCCAAAGUAACCGGAGGAGCAGCCUCUAAAUUAUCCAAGAUCCGUGUCGUGAGGAAAGCCAUCGCACGUGUAUAUAUUAUUAUGCACCAGAAGCAGAAAGAGAACCUUCGCUUGUUUUAUAAGAAUAAGAAGUACAAGCCCCUUGAUCUGAGGCCAAAGAAGACGAGAGCUCUGCGUCGUGUUCUUACCCCUUAUCAGGCUAGCAGGAAAACACUGAAAGAGAUACGCAAGCGUUCCGCAUUCCCACAGAGGAAGUAUGCGUUGAAAGUGUAAUAUGUACAUCCUUAAUUAAUACGCAAAAUAAAAAUUUCAUCAAAUA